AUGGCAGGCAGUACUGGAGGCACAGGCAAUCGAUUCGCCCGCGCUGUCACCAUUGUUGCUGGUGUUGCUGCUUUGGUCGCUACCAUCUUGACCUUCCUAUCGACAUGGCUCCAAAGCAAAAACUAUCGCAAGCCGCUCCUGCAGCGCUAUGUUAUUCGCAUCUUGAUCAUGGUGCCCAUCUACUCGGCCUCGUCAUGGGCAAGUCUCGUCUCCCUCAAGGCCGCCUUCUGGAUUGGACCCUUCCGUGAUGUCUACGAAGCCUUUACUCUCUACGCUUUCUUCCAACUCCUGAUCAACUUCCUCGGCGGUGAGCGAUCUCUUAUCAUCAUGAUGCACGGCCGAGCUCCAGUCUCGCAUCUUUGGCCCAUGAACCACUGUCUCCCCAAAGUCGACAUCUCCGAUCCUCAUACCUUUCUUACCGUCAAACGUGGUAUCCUGCAGUAUGCAUGGAUCAAGCCCAUACUUGCCAUUUCGACCAUUAUCAUGAAAGCCACCGGCACAUAUCAGGAAGGUUACAUUGGUGUUACGUCUGGCUACUUGUGGAGCGGAAUAAUAUACAACAUUAGUAUCACCUUGAGUCUCUAUGCUCUUGCUCUGUUCUGGGUCUGCAUGUCACAGGACCUCAAACCUUUCCGUCCCAUGCCCAAGUUCUUGUGCAUCAAGGGCAUUAUCUUUGCCUCGUACUGGCAAGGCUUCUUCCUCUCUAUUCUGGUCUGGUUGGGAGCCAUCCCAGAUGUCAGCUCAGAAUACUCGGCAGAUAAUGUUGCCGCUGCCAUUCAGGAUGCUGCCAUCUGUUUUGAGAUGCCCAUUUUUGCCAUUGCGCAUUGGUAUGCUUUCUCCUGGCACGAUUAUGCCGAUCGAACCAUCUCGGACGCUCGCAUGCCUGUCAAAUUUGCUCUGAGGGAUGCAUUUGGUCCUCGCGAUCUGAUCGAAGAUGCCAAAGAAACCUUCUACGGCACCAAGUACGAGUAUCGAUACUUUGAUGCUGAAGACAACGUUAUUGCACACGAACAAUCUGCGUCACGUGCAGCCCGAAUGAGGGAGGGUAUGCGUUAUGGAAGAGGAGGCAAAGGCAAAUACUGGCUACCAGAAAGAGGUCAUGCCGAUGCAAAAACCCCUCUGUUGGGAGGUCACAGUCGCGCACGUACAAUGAGUCCUGGAGGUGGUGGCAAGUCUCCUUCACCUCAUGGCUCCUUCAGGUAUGGUGCACAAUCACCACCAGAAGAGCCCGAGCUGGACGCCGAGGAAGAACAGCUCUACAGCAGCGCGAGGGCAUUGGAGUUUGGUGAUUGGAAUUAUCCUGUCAUCAACACACACUACGCCAACAGUGAUGACAGAUUACGAGCCGAUCCGGAGAUCAUCACUGCUUCGACCAAUCGUCAGCUCUUGCAACCAGGUAGUAAGAACUACCGCGAGAGGCGGAAAAGCAGAAUCCACGACCUUCAGGAGAACGCUCGCCAGGGCAAGCACCGCGAAAGUGCUAGUAGCAGUCGCUCUAAAGCCAAAUCAUCGAUACCGGUCAUUGGCAGUCUGCUUCGACACGAAUCAUCAGAAUCAGCCGUGACGGUGGAGUCUCAAAACAGUCAAUUGGUUGAUCUGAUUGUGGAGGACCACGAGGCAGAAGAGGUCGAACGUGUUAGAGCACGCAAAGAGGGUGGGCCCGGAUGGAAUGAGAUUGAGCAGAGACACUUUGUUAAGACAUACCCUGAUGAUGAAAAUGCUCGCGAGGAGGUGAGAGAAGGAUACAAUCCAGACCGCCUUGACCAGGUCGACCAAGACGAUUCGCACAAUUUGAACGAACCAUUCACGGUUGGCGAUGACGAAGAAGAUGAAGAGCCGCAGGAUGAGCUCGAUCGCGACCAACCUUGGGAUGCUCGCGACCAUGGAAGCAAUGUCACAUCGCCGCAACCAGAGUACGGAAGCUUUAACGACGAGAGGAAUGCAUGGGGAGGACGAUAG
Messenger RNA from Aureobasidium melanogenum CBS 110374, 1959 nucleotides. RefSeq names its product DUF300-domain-containing protein. NCBI's taxonomy places the organism in Eukaryota, Fungi, Ascomycota, Dothideomycetes, Dothideales, Saccotheciaceae. The transcript has 6 exons. The record is from RefSeq and is a predicted model, not a curated record. Bases 1 to 1959 code for a protein of 652 amino acids. Gene Ontology annotation, biological process: transport. Gene Ontology annotation, molecular function: transporter activity.